AUUCUGAUUUAUUCUCCAUGUCCAGCAGGGCACCAUUCCUCGCCACCUGUGGUGGACACCAUGCAUGGUAAAGUCCUGGGGAAGUUCAUCAACUUGCAAGGAUUUGCACAGCCUGUGGCCGUUUUCCUGGGAAUCCCUUUUGCCAAGCCUCCUCUUGGACCCCUGAGGUUUACUCCACCACAACCUGCAGAACCGUGGAGCUUCGUGAAGAAUGCCACCUCUUACCCUCCUAUGUGCUCCCAAGAUCCCACGGCAGGGCAGUUUCUCUCCGAGCUCUGUACCAACCGAAAAGAGGAUAUUCCUCUCAAGUUUUCUGAAGACUGUCUUUACCUCAAUAUUUACACUCCUGCUGACUUGGCCAAGAAAAGCAGGCUGCCGGUGAUGGUGUGGAUCCACGGAGGGGCGCUGUUGCUGGGUGGGGCAUCAACCUAUGAUGGGCUGCCCCUCGCUGCCCAUGAAAACGUGGUGGUGGUGACGAUUCAGUACCGUCUUGGCAUCUGGGGAUUCUUCAGCACAGGGGAUGAACACAGCAGGGGGAACUGGGGUCACCUGGACCAGCUGGCUGCCCUGCGUUGGGUCCAGGACAACAUUGCCAGCUUUGGCGGGAACCCAGGCUCUGUGACCAUCUUUGGACAGUCAGCGGGAGGAGAAAGUGUCUCUGUUCUUGUUUUCUCUCCAUUGUCCAAGAACCUCUUCCACCGGGCCAUUUCUGAGAGUGGCGUGGCCCUCACUCCUGGUCUGGUGGAGAAAGGCAACAUCAAGCCUCUGGCUGAGGUAGGUCCCCCACUGGAGGUCCCCACCCUUUUGGCUCUGUGCUCCUUAAUUCACAGGGGUCACUCUUGCUGUGGGUUCUAGCUGAUGUUCUCCUAGAAUCACUGAAGUGCCAAAGGCUGAGCAGGAAGGGCAAGGAGACACCCAUCCUCCCAGUUUCACGGCUAGGCAAAUGAUCGCAGGGCUUGGAAGGGAUUUGCCAAGGGCAGCAGGUGAUCAGGGCAGAGCCGGGACUCCAGCUCAUGGCCCUAGACAGCCAGUACAGCGCCCUGUCUGUGACCACACUCCUCUGAUGUG
Sapajus apella (tufted capuchin) is the source of this 1068-nucleotide messenger RNA. Its product is annotated as putative inactive carboxylesterase 4. Gene Ontology annotation, molecular function: carboxylic ester hydrolase activity. The transcript has 5 exons. Gene Ontology annotation, cellular component: lipid droplet; endoplasmic reticulum. The coding region runs from base 61 to 855 and encodes 264 amino acids. NCBI's taxonomy places the organism in Eukaryota, Metazoa, Chordata, Mammalia, Primates, Cebidae. The record is from RefSeq and is a predicted model, not a curated record. Gene Ontology annotation, biological process: lipid catabolic process.